AUGGAAGCACAGGCAAGGCAUGGAACUCGUGCCCCUACAAAGAAAAGGAUGCGGGAAUUAGAAUCUUUAGAGGCCCACUUGGAGGUCCUUCUACAAGAUGCAAAAGAACUGAAAUUGCCUUUGCAGAAAGUUCCUGCCUGGUUAUGGAAAUGGGAAUCUCCUUGGAGAGGUAAGCAUAAAGGUGGAGAAAUUACUAGUGAAGGAGAAGCUGAACUUUUUAAUCUUGGGAUCAGAAGCAGAGAAAGAUUUCCUGAACUGUUUAAUGAGGAUUACCACCCAGAUGUAUAUCUCAUAAAAACCACCCAGGUCCCUCGGGCAUCAGCUAGUGCCGUGGCAUUUGGCAUGGGGCUUUUUAGUGGGAAAGGAAAUCUUGGACCACAACAUCAUCGAGCUUUUGCAGUUACAAGUGAAAGUCGUGCAAGUGAUAUAAUGCUGAGAUUUCAUGAUUGUUGCCAAAAUUACAAGGCUGAAGCUUCAUCCUUUUGCUUCCCAAUUGACUCCCUUGUAGAAGAAAAGAGUCAGCGAAAGCCUUAA
Molecule: messenger RNA, 534 nt
Organism: Ilex paraguariensis (yerba mate)
Lineage: Eukaryota; Viridiplantae; Streptophyta; Magnoliopsida; Aquifoliales; Aquifoliaceae
Source: the annotation of a GenBank genome assembly